UGUCUCUAUAGAGAAAAAAGAGUUCUUAAAGUAACGGACAGAUGUGACCAAUAUGGGUUUUGGGAAGAGGUGUAGGAAUGCAUUUCACCAUGAUUGGAUGGAGAAGUAUGGAGAUCAAGAUCCCAAUACAGACAUCUUAAUCCUACCCAAAGUAAAUGAACUUCGAGCUUUUGAAAGCCUAAGUGGAAAGACUUUUAGCCGAAAGAAAGAGACUCGAGUCACAGUGUGUCAAUUUUGUGUGGACCUGUUGUACUGUAACCAUCCCCAUAUAGUUGUUGAAGAGAGCUCGCCACUACAUGGACACGACUAUGCAACACCAGCAAGAAACAGACCAAAAAAGAGGCGUCUUGAUAUGGAUACUCCAGAGCAGCUUGACAGCACAGCCUUGUCCGAUGUGAAUGACAUUGACAAUCUCAGUGAAGAGGAUUUCCAAAAAAUGGUAUUCAGGGUCGGGGAAAGGAUAGCAGAGACAUUGAAAAUGCCACAAAAGCAAAGCUCUAAGACUGCUGAGGGGUUAAAGAGAUUCAAUCUAGAGAGCUAUCUAACAGAGUUUGAUCCCACAGUACAGAAUUUCUUAGAAGGAUUGACCAGUCAAAAGAAGAAAAGGGAUUAGGACCUGUAUCAGAAAGCCAAAGUUGUAGAGUAUCUUCUCCACCUUCUGAAUCCCCACGUCGUAUUGCCACUUUGCUUCAUGGAGAACCUGUUGUUAUACAAUAUAACAAAUAGCAAGAAGGCGGUCAAUCUUCUGGGUGACAGUGGGCCUUAUGGGUGCUACGAUACUGUAAAGGAGUGGCUGUGCAACCAAUCAAUGGAUCCACUGCCCUUUCCUCAAAAUGACUGUGUUGUCAUAUUUGAUAAUAAUCAAGUAAUUGGUCGUUCAUGGAGAGUGAAAGUGAACAACAAAGUGAAGUCCUCAGUUGUCACCACAAUCUGCCAGAUUGAAUUUCCUGAUCAGAAUUUACAGCGUCAAAUACAUCUGAAGCCCAAGUUCUGGAAUGUUAAUACCAAUCAGCUUGUCAAGUGCGUCAGGGAUAUUCCAGAAGAAGUUACUGAUGUUCACUACAAACACUUGUACGAAGCCUUGGCCGCAAAUCUAAAGCUGGUAGUAGAACAGCAACAAUGUCUUGAAGCAAACAACAGUUACCAAGAUCCCAUUGAUCUUCAGGUCACACAGCAGAGAAAGGAAGAGGCCACAAAAGUUUGCUGCCAAUGUGGACAUGUAAAUUUGAGGACGAAGAGAAUUUGUGGAGCAUGUAAAGCCAACCUUAAACAAGCGGAGGCUGCUUCUGUUGAUCCAGAUGGUCUGGGGACUUAUACAGCCAGAUGUAGAGCCACAGAACGAAAGAUGAAAGAAGUUCGAAUGACAGCCUCCAAAACUGAUGAUGGCCAGUAUAUCAUUAGGCAGGCUACUACUUCUAAUGACCACUGCCAGUCCAACAGCAAACAUCCAGACACAUCACCACUGCUGACCCUGAGCGAUCCCUGUUUUGUCAACCCUAACUCCUACAACUCUGCAAGAACCAUCUUGAGGCAGAUAGGUGUUCAGGGAGGCAUCAAACAAUACUCUAAGGAAGGAGACAGGGAAUGGCUGUUUGUCGUAUGUGAUGGUUUGCCAUUUGGAUUGUGUAAGCAGGUCAUCAACAACACCUACCGGUGCCAACACUGCACAGAUUCAACAGAGUACUUCAAUUCCAGAGAGGAGUUUUGUGAGCACCACCAAGAAGCACAUCCCGAUAAGACAGAGAAAGGUUUCCUUGAGUUCGAGUGGGUGGUUCUACGACCAGGUAAUGGCCACUUCGAGAUGAACAUGUGCAAAACAUUUGUAGAGCUAAAUUGGGACGUGUUUUUCUCGGACCUCUGCAGAAUUAUGGGAUUCCGGUCUGAGAAUGCACAACGUGCAGCUAAGAAAUGCAGCGACCAUCACAAGACAUGGAGCCUUCUAAAGAUUGCACAUGAAGGGACCUUGCAAGAACUCAUGGUGCCAUAUGUUAGGAAAGCAAUGCAGGAAAAGAGAAUGAUAAGUCCCAGAGGAUUCCUAAAGUUUGUGAUGGUGGAAGCCAAGAACCCAAACUAUGUGUACCUUGCCACAAUGACUAUGACGUACUUGCAGGCCUUGAAGAAUUUCAGAGCAGGACUUAGAGCAGGCGAUAUAGAUGCCAUCACUUCAGGAAAGGCUGUUUUUGCCCCCUUAUUUCAUGCCAGAAACCACCCUCACUACCAAGACAUAGAAAUGACGGAGGCCAUUCAGCGACAGUCUGUUCCAGCAGAAGUGGUGUCCUCAUUCAAUCAAACAGAGUCAGUGUGCCUCUCAGAGGAUAAGACAUCAGGUGAGGGCUUAGAUUUCAAGGCAGAGGUAGUCAAUAAGGAUGUACAGUCUUGGAUGCCAAGGGGAGUGCCUACUGGGGAUGAUUGGCUGCGUGUAACUCGAAACUUAGAGAACCUGAAAGAGAUCCGCAAACGAGCAUAUGAAAUGAUGUGUUCCAGUGCCACAUCGACGAAUCAACGAAGCAACCAGUCAACAAGUUCAAGAUCCAACUUAAGUGAACAGAUAUUUGCUUGGCGUGUACAUUUGCGCUCGAAGGACUACCUCGCUGACCCUUGUGAUGCAACAGUGGACCAUGUCUCCCUUACAUCAGAAGAACUGGAUCCAUCCCUUAUUGACAUUACAGCCCGUGCAGAGAAUUUAAGGAAGAAAUACUUUGAUAAACUUUGUCUUGGAGAAACCAGUGAAGACAUGGCACCUGAACCCGUGUAUGUUACCAAAAAAGAAAGAAUGGAGAAGAGCCUCAUCUCCAACAAGAGCAAGUCGGAAAUCUAUGACGUAAUUGUGAGUCUGUUGGAAACUGUGUGUAAUCCAGACUUGAAACAUUCUCUUAAACUGGAAUUUCGAGAAAUGGUGCCCAUUUCAAAAGUGAAGAAGUGUGAUUUGUUGAAGUUUCGUGAAAUUGUUAAUGAUGUUUGUUCUCAACAGGAUGAUGUGAUUCUGCAAGAGGAUAUGUGAUUUUGAUUUUUGUGUGACAAAGCUAUAGCUUUGUGAUAUGUGAAUCUGCAUUAUGUGAUUCUUCUGGAGUAUAAUUAUAUAAUUUUUGUGCAAACAUUGUAACAGAGCAAUUAGCUUUAGGAUAUGUGAAUCCGCCAUUCUGUGAUUCUUAAAGAGGAUUUUUUACUGUUUUUUUUUUGUGUUUGUGAAAACGGGUUUGUGAAUUUGCCAUUAUGCUACUUUAAAUUUAUUUUUUAGCUGUGAUAUCAUAAUCUGUCAUAACUAUUAUUGCUACCAGAAUUAAG
Messenger RNA from Saccostrea cuccullata (small rock oyster), 3285 nucleotides. RefSeq lists its product as uncharacterized. The transcript is spliced from 3 exons. NCBI's taxonomy places the organism in Eukaryota, Metazoa, Mollusca, Bivalvia, Ostreida, Ostreidae. Bases 692 to 3001 code for a protein of 769 amino acids. The record is from RefSeq and is a predicted model, not a curated record.